CUCCGCUCACUGGAGAGGUUAUGUAUUUUUACAAACUUAUCACAAAAACAGUGUAAAAGUUUCCGUUUGAAGAAUUUAAUCGCAUUCGUUAAUGGGAACGUAUGUAGUUGUGUAGACUGUGAUAAAAUAAUACGCAGUGCAAAGCGUUAGUGUCACAGUUUGUAACAAACAAGAAACAGUAAACAACUGAUUGUGAGCGUCGAACCACUUUAUUUGUGUCGAACAGUGAAAUCAUUAACAAUGGCUGUGUCAGUGUCCACUAAAUUGUUGUCAUUGUGUAAAAACACUGCAAAUAUUCGAGCGUUGUCAACUACAAGCGCAAAAACCGCAAAAAUUUCGUUUAACUGGGAGGAUCCCUUGAAUUUAGAUGGACAAUUACAUGACGACGAGAAAGCGAUAAGGGACUCGUUCAGAGCUUAUUGCAACGAGAAGUUAUUGCCGAGAAUAAUCGAAGCGAACAGAAAUGAAGUAUUUGAUAGAACAAUUUAUAAGGAGCUGGGAGAAUUGGGAGCACUUGGAUGCACUAUUAAAGGGUAUGGCUGCGCGGGUGUUUCUUCAGUAACAUACGGAUUGAUGACCAGGGAGUUGGAUGGAAUCGACUCAGCUUACCGGUCAGCGAUGAGUGUACAAAGCAGUUUAGCUAUGGGAGCGAUAUACAUGUAUGGUUCAGAAGAACAGAAGCAAAAGUAUUUACCUAGAAUGGCUACAGGAGAACUUGUGGGAUGUUUUGGAUUAACAGAACCUAAUUUCGGCAGUGAUGCUGGUGGUUUAGUGACGAGGGCUAAGUAUGAUGCUAAAAGUAAAACUUAUGUACUAUCAGGUUCAAAGACAUGGAUCACAAAUUCGCCCAUUGCAGAUAUUCUAGUCGUCUGGGCUAAAAACGAAGAAGGUAAAGUCAGAGGUUUUAUUGUAGAAAGGUCGCAAGUCAAAAAAGGUCUCGAUACACCAAAAAUCAAUGGGAAAUUUUCAUUGCGAGCGUCGGCAACGGGCAUGAUAUUGCUCGACGAAGUGGCUGUACCGGAGGACAAUUUAUUGCCCAACGUAGUGGGCCUGAAGGGGCCGUUCGGAUGUCUCAAUAACGCGCGAUAUGGGAUUGCUUGGGGCGUCCUCGGUGCGGCUGAAACAUGUUUGCGGAUCGCCCGUCAGUACACAUUAGAUAGGAAACAAUUUGGGAGACCUCUCGCUGCCAACCAGAUUAUACAGAAGAAAAUGGCUGAUAUGAUGACGGAGAUAGCUCUUGGUUUCCAAGGUUGUUUGAGAGUUGGCCGAUUGAAGGACGAAGGUAAAGCCGUGCCAGAAAUGAUUUCUUUGUUAAAGAGGAAUAAUUGUGGAAAGGCUUUGGAAAUUGCAAGAACUGCGAGGGAUAUGCUCGGAGGUAACGGUGUGUCUGAUGAGUAUCAUAUUAUCCGACAUGUUAUGAACCUUGAGGCCGUGAACACAUAUGAAGGAACCCAUGAUAUUCACGCACUGAUAUUAGGAAGAGGUAUUACUGGAAUACCAGCAUUUUCGUAAAAACAUUUAUAUGAAUUUUAAUUUUAUAUCUUGUACAGACAGACAGC
This is a messenger RNA of Spodoptera exigua (beet armyworm), 1559 nucleotides long. NCBI's taxonomy places the organism in Eukaryota, Metazoa, Arthropoda, Insecta, Lepidoptera, Noctuidae. The record is from the annotation of a GenBank genome assembly.